ACGUUUUACGGUUUCGGGAUUAACAAAACAAACACAAAAGUGCUAGCAACUGCGAAAGUGACAAUUGAAAACGUCAAUGCUGCGUAGAAAACGAAGACAGCGUCAACGUCAGCGAUAGUUUACGUCAAAUAUUGUUGGGUAGCAGCGGUCGCAGCCACAUCAGCAACUGAGUAUCAUUUUGGUAAAUCUAUCAAAAUACUUUGUGCGGUACAACGAUAAGCAAUUAAUAAGUGGUCUCAUCAUGGCGAUAAAACCUGGCAUGGGACGUAAGUCCAGCAGCAAAAAUCCACCAAUUUUUAGUCAUGAAUUCGUUAUACAAAAUCACGCGGACAUUAUUUCCUGCGUGGCAAUGAUAUUCGUUGUGGCAUUGAUGGAUGAAUCUACUUCACCUUUCGCCACCGCUUUUAUUUCACUGCAUCACAAUGUGACUGGUGAGGAACCUAGUCGGGAAAAUCCGCAGGGUAAGCCAUUUACCUACGUGGCAGGCAUUAAGGAUUACUGUGCUAUCUUCUUUUAUACAUUAACAUGCAUCAUUAUGCACGCCAUCAUUCAGGAGUAUAUAUUAGACAAAAUAUCGAAGCGCUUACAUCUUUCCAAAUUUAAAUUGACGCGCUUCAAUGAAUCUGGCCAACUAAUUGUCUUCUAUGUGUUCUCGUUUCUGAUGGGUGCAAAUAUUAUAUCGCGGGAGGGUUAUAUGAACAAGUUUAUGCUGCUGUGGGGAGGAUAUCCCGAUCAUCCAAUGACGUUUCUGCACAAACUGUUCUUCAUUAUUCAAAUGGCUUACUAUCUGCACAUGCUGCCCGAACUUUAUUUCCAGAAGGUUAAGAAAGAGGAUCAGCAAGCAAUAAUAAUUCAUUCCAUAUCCGGUUUCUCGGCCAUCUGCUUGGCGUACACAUUUAGCUUCCACCGCAUUGCUUUGGUUUUGUUGACACUGCAUUAUCUUGGCGAAAUAGUGUCGCAUAUAAUCCAACUGAUUGGUGUUUUCGAUCGUGAGGAGAAAUUCGUUAGCGUCCGUUUCUUUAACAAUUCGUCGUUUGUUUUCGUUCGCUUUACUACAAUGGUUAUUGCGGUGCUAGUAUUAUAUUACGGUAUUCCUGGGGAGUACAUGAUGCGCGCCAAUGGAGCACUUAUUGGCCUAAUGGUGUUGCAGGGUUAUUUAAUUUAUUCAUUUACCACUGAGGAGCUACGUGCUACUCGCGAAGCACAACGUGAGGCUAAACUACUGCAACAACAGCAACAUGCGAAGAAACCAAGGGCAGUAAAGGAGAAAGCGAAAAAGAAGAAAGAAAGUGAUUUGCCUGAGGCUGAUCAGAGCCCUAGUCCUGUUAAGUCAAAGGUUAAAUAAACAUUCCAUAGCGAAUGCCAAAUUAACUACGUCCACCAGUAACAUAAACAAUAACAAUUUAAAUCAGCAACUUUUCAAAACUUACUUACUCAUCAAGACACAAGUGCUAAAUUAUCGAAAUUUUCUAACUGAAGAGCCCCUAGUAAUGUUUUAGAGUAUGCUUCCCGCACAGUUACACACACACAUACACGUCAGAUGGGUAAAAACGUAUGAAAGAUGUUGCAUAUUACAAUAUAUGUAUAUAAAAUAAUAUUAGUAAUGGAUUGGCAGUGGGAAAGGGAAAGCGAAGAUUGCAUUUACUUACUGUAUACAAAAGUUUCGUUGCAACUCAAUUGAUUGUGUACAAAUUAAACACUACAACAAUCUAAGCAAAAAAUCAAAAGCUUGAAGCCAACGCUGCCGCCACUGAUGCUGCUGUUGCUACCGUUAAAUUUAAGGCAUAUUUCUUUUAUAUGAAAUUAGUUAUUUUUGUUUUAUUUUUUAUACCUACUGUUUAAAUACAUUUUUACAAAACAAUUUCUAUCGUAAAUUAAAUUACAAAAAAAAAAAAAAAAAAACAUUAAACGAUACUAGUACAAUGAGUAAACUUUUGCUCCUAUCUGAAUAACUGUUUGAAUUUUUGAAUUCUAUAUUCGCUUAAAUUUACGCUAAUGUUUUAAUGAACAAAUAUUUUAACAAGAACAAUAAUUAUAUAUUAAAAAAUAUAUAUAUGAGGGAAAUAAAUGAAAAUACUUCUACACUCCACUAACACUUAGACGUUUGAGACUGAAUAAAGCUCAACUUCCAUUAUGAUUGUGGUGCAAGUACUGAACCAUGACAUUGCUAAUAUUAUUAUUAUUAUUACAAUUACAAUAAAUUUAGUAUUUAGUCGAAGUGUUUUUACACAAUAACAAAUUCACAAACGUAAACAUAAACAAUGCAAAUAUCUGAAUACUUUGCUACUGAAAAACUGCAAAUGUUGUAACUAAGUAGUUCUUAAGAGACUGUAAGCUUGCUUGAAUAUUUUUGUAUGAAUUAUGCACAAAACUAAGCAACAAUAAAAUAUAAGAAAGUAAAAAAGUA
Molecule: messenger RNA, 2407 nt
Organism: Bactrocera oleae (olive fruit fly)
Lineage: Eukaryota; Metazoa; Arthropoda; Insecta; Diptera; Tephritidae
Gene: TRAM
Product: translocating chain-associated membrane protein 1
Biological process (GO): SRP-dependent cotranslational protein targeting to membrane, translocation; protein insertion into ER membrane
Cellular component (GO): endoplasmic reticulum membrane
Source: RefSeq, a predicted model, not a curated record